AAACAAAAGAAAAAGAAAAGAAAAGAAAAGAAAACGAUCCCAAAGAGAAGAAGUUACUUUGAAUCCUCUUUUAUAUAUAGGGAGUUUUAACGAUGUGGGGAAAGAGUUCUCAAUCCACCAAUUGGUUACCAACUCAAAAGGAAUCAAUGGCGCCAGUGGGCUUGCCUCCAGGCUUUCGGUUCCAUCCCACCGACGAAGAGCUUGUCAACUACUAUCUCAAGAGGAAGAUCAGUGGCCAAGAAAUCGAGCUCGAUAUCAUUCCUGAGGUUGAUCUCUACAAAUGCGAGCCUUGGGAAUUAUCAGAAAAGUCAUUUCUGCCUAGUAGAGACCCAGAAUGGUACUUCUUCGGGCCACGAGAUAGAAAAUAUCCAAAUGGGUUUAGAACCAAUCGAGCUACAAGAGCAGGCUACUGGAAAUCAACUGGAAAAGACAGGAGAGUCUCGUCUCAAAACCGAGCCAUUGGGAUGAAGAAGACACUUGUUUACUACAGAGGCCGAGCACCUCAAGGCAUAAGGACCGACUGGGUCAUGCAUGAAUAUCGCCUAGACGAUAAAGACUAUGAGGACAACUCCGGCAUUCAGGAUUCUUACGCCUUGUGUAGAGUGUUCAAGAAAAAUGGAAUAUGUUCGGAAGUUGAAGAACAAGGUGGGCAAAGCAGUCUGUCAUUUAUGGAUCAUCACAACUCAAACUCAACAUCACAAACAUUAGUCAAUGAUUAUGAAACUUUGUCACCUGAUGUUCUGAUGGCAGCUUCAUCUUCUUGUGUGGAAGAAGAAGAGAAGGACGAUUCAUGGAUGCAAUUCAUUACAGAAGAUGCAUGGUGUGCUUCCAAUUCAUCAGCCAUUGGCCUUGACGAGCUUUCUCACCUGACAUUCACCAAUUGAAACCAUAUUGGUUGCUAAUAAUUUAUAGAUUUAAUGGUUGGUAUAUUUUUUUCCUUUUACUAUAAUAAUUAUUAAUACAUGUAUCUCUCUCUAUAUAUAAUACGAGUUGAUGGGAUUGGGAAGAAAGAGCGAGGAAAAAGAUGGUCACAUUUGUCAAUUUCCAUCUGUAGAUUAUGCGUUUUGGAUUGUGGGUUUGGUUGGUGACUUCUGUAGGGUCAAACUAAAUCAAGUAGAAUACAAGACUCUAUGGAAUAUAUUUUGGUUUCACCUUUUCUUGGUGAAUUAUCUGA
Cucurbita maxima (winter squash) is the source of this 1174-nucleotide messenger RNA. Its product is annotated as NAC domain-containing protein 86-like. NCBI's taxonomy places the organism in Eukaryota, Viridiplantae, Streptophyta, Magnoliopsida, Cucurbitales, Cucurbitaceae. The transcript is spliced from 3 exons. The record is from RefSeq and is a predicted model, not a curated record. Gene Ontology annotation, molecular function: DNA binding. Gene Ontology annotation, biological process: regulation of DNA-templated transcription. Bases 93 to 884 code for a protein of 263 amino acids.